GGUUCCAUCACGAUCAUUGGGUUUUUCGCGGCGGCGACCACCGGCUGCACGCCGCGCCUUCGAUAAAUGACCCGCCAUCUCCGUUGCCGUCGUUAAGAUGCCACCGAAGCGAAAGAGAAACGACCGCGGCCCCAGCGAUAUCGGUCCCUCUAGACCGUCGCCGCAUCGACCUGCCGACACGGCUUUAGGGCAGCACGACAGGAGCUUCGAUGGGAGUCGGAGCGGCCGUGGCGGGAGAAACCAGCGGAGAUCGGAUCGUCGCGACUCGUCGCAGUCCUCAGCUCCAAACUCAUCAUUCGGCGCCUCCGACCUGCGAUCACCGCCGCUGCCUCGACCCUCGAGCUCUUCAUCCUCAGCCGCGCCUCCGUCCUCAGGCGCGCCCCCGCCCCCGCCCCCGGCCCCGACCGUCGUAACGACAACGUCGGCGCCCACGCCAGCCCCGGCUGCACCUUCUCCCAUACAACCCUUCUACGACUACAGCAUCAUCACGGAAGAUCGCGUGAGCAGAUGGGCAAAGGGCGCCCGGCAGGAAGUCAUUGAACAUGGCGUCCAGUCACGCGAGGACGAAGAUCUGACAGAAGUCGUCAUGAUCUUCCAGGAGCUGAUCCAUUCCGUGACCGACGGCCGGCUGCCUGGCGCUGAUGCUGGCGCGGUGGUCAAAGAGAUCCUCGGCCCUGAUUUAUCAGAGGCCGACCGCAAGGCCGGUGUCGUGUUCGAUCCGCACACCUUAUUCCUCGACACGGUCUCGACAUUCCUGGACGUCGAGUCGGGCCCGCUUCACCCGCAGCUACGCGAUUUUAUGGUAGCAACAGACGUCUCACCCGCCCUGAUGCGGCUCGUCCUAGAUCCUCCGAUUCUCCAACACCUCGACCUGAUCCGCGAGACGUUCGUGCGGAUGGGUAUCCGCCAGUCGACAAACCUUCUGUAUCGUCAGGCAAGUUACAACCUCCUGCGCGAGGAGACCGAGGGCUUCUCGAAGCUCCUCACCGAGCUGUUCACCACGAGCAGUUCCGAGCCGCCAUCCUCCGAGGUCGUGCAGGCUGCGUUCAACAAGGUUAUGGGCCUUAUUGGGACCUUCGACCUGCACCCUGGCCGCGUUUUGGACGUGACGUUCGACGUCUUCGCUGCGGUGCUCAUCAAGCAGUGCCGCUUCUUCGUCAAGUUUUUGCGCAUCAGCUCAUGGUGGCCCCGCAGCCAACUCAGCCAACCGAACGGAACCUUCACCGGAGGUUUGCCCAUAUGGGCUCUGCCAGAACAUUCCGGCUGGAUGACGACGGAGGAGGAAGAGGCCAGCAUCGCCGCACAACGGCUGCAGCGGGACAUCGCGUUUUGGGAGAGAGCACGCAAGAUCAAGCUCGACGCUUACUUCGAGCUGGGCGGUAGGCAACUCACCGCGUCGGAGGAAGAGCGUUUGACAAACGGCGCGACGCAAGACGGCGCCGAAUCGAGCAUCGAGCAAGACUGGAUCAAGAUCACCAAGACGCUCCCGCCCCCGGGCAACCGGGAUGCGGCCCAGAUGCUGGGAUUCAAGCUCCGCUUCUACACUUCGGAGGCGAGAGACGCCGAAGACACCCUACCGGCGAACCUGCUCUACCUCAUAGCCCUGCUGAUCAAAAUCGGCUUCAUCUCGCUGACCGAUCUCUGGAACCACGUAUGGCCCCCAGAGGAGAACAUGGAAAACGUCAAGGCCCAGCGGAUGAAGGAACUAGAAGAGAAGGAGAAGGCCAGCAGGCCGGGCGGCGAAAAGAACGCCUUGAUGAUGGCUGGAGCUCUCCCGGACGACAUGCCGCCGCCUCCCGGAAACUCUCGCCGCGAUGCGGCCGCAAGCAGGCCUGAUGCCGACAAGAAGGCUGCCGAGUCCACGGAAGAGAAGCCGAAGCUCCCGGAACCAACCGACCAGAAGGUACACCUCCUCAAGUGCCUCCUCACCAUCGGCGCUCUCCCCGAAUCCCUCUUCAUCAUCGGGCGGCACCCCUGGAUCCUGCAAGCGUAUCCGGACGACAUCCUCCCCCUGUUCCACCGCAUCCUCCACCAGUCUAUCGAGGUCGUCUACCAGCAGAGCCGCCCGACGUCUUCACGACCCACAGAAUGUCCCGCCAAAAAGCUGCCGGAUCUUGACCAGUCGGGCGUGCCGAAAGGAAGCGUCAAACUCUCCGCGCCACCCGUCAAGCGGGCAUUGAGAUGGCCGUACCCAGACAAGGCCGAGGUCGGAGACGGCGCGUCCUACCGCUUUUACUGGGACGAGUGGGCGGAUAACAUCCCGGUCUGCCAGACCGUGGACGACCUCUUCACGCUUUGCGACUCGCUUGUCAACGUCAUCGGCGUCAAUAUCGGCCUCGACGCCUCCCUCGUGGCCAAACUCGCCAGCAUCGGCGCCAAGAGCCUCGCUGAUGACCGCUCCCCUGGCAACGUUGCACGAUGGCUCGAUCUGCUCAAGCGCCUGCUCGUUCCGUCGCUGAGCUUGGGCGAACCAAACUCAUCCGUCUGCGAGAGCGUUUGGGCGCUGCUCAAGCAGUACCCGAUCCGGACUCGAUUCAAUGUCUACGCGGAGUGGUACGAAGGCUCCAUUUCUCGCCUCGAGCCGAUCAAGAAGGCCUUCGCUCGGACGAGACUCGAGACGCUCAGCAAGAUGAAGCGACUGUCUUUGACCAACAUCCCCCAAAUGGCUAAGAGCCUGGCAAAGAUCGCCUACCCGUCACCCGGCAUCGUUUGCAAGGUUGCCCUCCUCCAGAUCGAGUCGUACAGCAAUUUGAUCGAGGCAUUUGUCGAGUGCGCCAAGUACUUUACCGAUCUGGGCUACGAUGUCCUUGUCUGGUCCGUGCUGAGCUCCCUCGGUGGCCAACAGCGGAGCCGCACUCAGGAGACCUCGGUUUUGCUCACCAGCAAGUGGCUGCAAGCACUGUCGCGGUUCUCCGGGAAGGUCUUCCAGCGCUAUUCCAACAUGGAUCCGUCGCCAAUUCUUCGCUACGUCCACAACCAGCUGCUGAAGGGCAACUCGACGGACUUGCUCAUCCUGGAAGAGCUGAUCGGCUCCAUGGGCGGGGUCGUCUCCGGCCUGGACUUUACCGAUGCUCAGCUGCACGCCAUGACCGGUGGCGAGCAGCUUCGGCGAGAGACCCUUGCCAACUUGGGCGAUAAGCGGGCAAUGUCGGUACGGAGCGCGCAGCGCCUGAUGAAGGCCCUGUCACAUUCAAACCUAGCCGGCCAGCUGCUCAUCAACAUUGCCCAGUAUCGGCAAAACGCCAUCUAUAACAGUGCCGACGGCAGCGCGCGCAUCAAGUAUCUCUCGGCAAUCGUCGACGACACCCACCAGGUCCUCUUGCGAUACUUGGACCUGCUCCGCAGCAACCUGGACCCUGAUGCAUUCGACCGCCUGAUUCCCGACAUUGUCCAUCUCAUGAGAGAUUACGGUCUCGACGCCAACCUUGCCUUCACGAUCCGCCGCCCCAGCAUCCGUUGGGACACCAAGAUUUCCACCUCAUCCAAGGAGGUCCCGACUCAGACCGCCAAGGCGCUUACUGAUGUUGACGGCGAUGUGGCCAUGGAGACGGACGGCACGUCCGCGCAAAACGAUGCCAACAAUGGCACUGAGGCCAAAGUAGAGGCUGACAAUAACAGCCCGGCGGCCAGAACUCCGAGCAGUCGCCCGUCGGAAUCGCUGCCCGAUGCUCUCGCGCCACUGAUCGACGAGAUCCCAAGCGUUCUGCCCCAACAAUCAUGGCGGUAUAUCAGCCCGGCAUGCUACGUGUUCUUCUGGUCUUUGCAGCUUGGGAACCUGGUCUUCCCACGUGAGAGCUAUUUCGCCGAGAUCGACAAGCUCAAAAAGCAGGCUGAAGAAGUCAUGAAAGAUAGGACGGACAUGUCGCGGGCCGGCAUGAACAAGAAGACCCAGAAACGGGACGACAUCCUGGACCGCCAGAAGCACCUCCUCCGAGAAGUCAACGACGGCAUCACGCCCUUCUCCAAGGCGAGGUUGCACAUCGCCCGCCAAGUCAACACCUGGUUCCCUGCCGACAUCUCCAAAGCCGAUGCGACGUCGGACGCUCUGCUUGAACAGUGCAUUCUUCCACGGUUGCAGAUGUCGGCCAUGGAUGCGGAGUACUGCUUCAGGCUGGUCAAGUUCCUGCAUGAAUUCUCGACUCCAAACUUCAAGCUCAUGUCGCUCUACGACCGCCUUUUCCACCACAAUCGCUUGCGUGGCAUUAUCUUUUCGUGCACGGUCCGCGAGGCCGAGUAUCUGGCGCGAUUCCUGAAGCUCAUCCUCGGUGACCUUUCCAAGUGGCACGCGGACAAGACCGCCUACGAGAAAGAAGCGCUGGGCCUCAAAGAGCUACAAGGCACCAAGACGAGGCAUUACCUCGGUUUUGCUACAGCUUUUGAUGCGGAUGGCAAGCCAACCGAAUUCCUCGAGCACGACGCCUUCAGGGAACUCCUGUUUCGAUGGCACAAGGAGCUCAAUUCGGCUCUGCGGUCAUGCCUCAAUGGCCUGGAAUGGAUGCAUAUCCGGAAUGCCAUCAGCAUCCUCAAGGGCGUUAUCGACUACUUCCCGGCUAUCAACUUCAUGGCCGAGAAGUUCCUCGAGCAGCUCAACACCAUCAAAGAUCGGGAAGCGGCUUCGAAGAACGCCCCGGAGUCUGAGCAAGGGCAUCGCGUGGAUCUGUCCGUCACGGCGCAGACCACUUACUCCGAACUGAAGAAGAGGAAGGCCAAUUGGGUUCUCGUCCAGGCUUUCCGACCGGGGGUUAAUGACAGCAAGGACGAGAGGGGCUCCGCAACAACCGCUACCUCUUCCCUGCGGCCCUCGGCGCCGGAGUUCAAGCCCAAUGGGGCGCGCGCUCAGCAGCCUGCCGAUGUUGAGGAUGGCGAGGUUAGGGACAGCAGAGCUGGCAAGGUAGCUGGCAAAGCAGCAGAACCCAGCCUGCCGAGACCCCCGCAAGCCCCGGAGCCGUCGAAGGAAACCAAUGCUCCGGCACCGAAACCAAGCUCAGCAGCAACCCCCAAUUCCGCCAGGCCAGCCACCCCGAAGCAUCCCCCAGCUCCGCAACCGGGCAGCCGACAGGAGCCGACGAAGUUCUCGACCCUCCCGCCCGGCGGCCCCGGGCUUCCCAGCCGGCCAGAGCUCCCCAGCAGGCCGGACGUACCUAUGCCCAGGUUCGGCCAACCCCGCCACGACAGGAGGGAAGUACCGUUACGAGAUGCUCGUGACUACCGCGACAGCCGAGAACCACGAGACCAGCAUCCGCGGGAGACCCGCGAACCUCACGGCACCCGGGAGAAUAGAGAUUACCGGACACCGGAUGCUUCGCGGCCAGAGCGCCCUCGCGAGUUUCCCGCGUCCGACCGACGCCCUGCGGAUGCCGGGCAGCGUGAGCCCGGACCCCGCGAUGCUCCUCGUGAUGCCCCACGCGAUGCUGGCCGCGACGCUAGCCGCGACGCUGGCCGUGACGCUGGCCGUGACGCUGCUCGCGAUGCUGGCCGGCCUUCAGAUCGCGACCGGCCCAGCCGAGCGGAGCCCCCACCGCGUCGGCAUGACCAUGGCGUGCCUGCGGAUCGGGAAAACCGGCCCCCUCGGGAGAGGACGCCUCACGGUUCCAGCCGAUCUGACGGCCCCAGCCGAUCUGACUCCAGGCCUGCCAGAGAGCCUGCGGUCUCCACACCUCCCCCGAGCGGAACGGCGCAAAAUCACUCUCAGGAGCCCCCGAUCAACCCUGAGCGCGCUCGAAUCAUCGGAGCUGAGCGCCCCGACAUCUUGCAUCCGGCUAGAGCACCACCGGUCCACGAGACAAGAGAAUCCGCAGCCCGUCCGCCAUUGAGAGAUGAACCUCGUGAGCAGCGGCCUCCACGCACCGAGUCGCCGAGGCGCGCCGAACGCCCACCCGCCAAUCCUCCUCAGCCGGACAAUAGUCGCGACGAUCGCCAAGGCCGUCACCGUCACUCACCCCACCCCGGGACUCCACGGGACGCCCAUGGAGAGCCCGCAGCGCCCCCACCGCGGCCAGACCGGAUUCCAGAGCGCGAAGACAGAGUGGCCGUGCCCAGGGACUCCAGGGACCCAUCGUACGGCAACCAGCCCCGCGCUGACCACGAUCACGGCAGACUCAACCAGCAAGACCCUAAUUACGGUCGGCUGAACCCAAUCCAGUCCGUCAUCGACACGCCACCAGGCGCCCCGUCAGGCCCGCGGGGGCGGGGCGGCCGGAACGGCCCAAGAACCGGCCCAGUCGGCGGCCCUCCUAUGCGCCCAGAUAAUAGGUUUCCGCCGCUCGAGCCGAUUCGCCCGCCCACCCCCGAACGUCACCCGCCAACCGGCCCUUCAGCAUCGCGCCCGCGGCGUGGUCAGUAUGACGGCCCGAACUUGAACUCACCGACGUCGGCCGCGCCUCCCGCGGUCGGAGUGCACCCAGACAGGAUGCGGCAAAUCAACCCAGCGCCUCCUCCGCCGCCUCCGCCGCCUCCCCCACCUCAUCUGGCCGGACCCUCGGGCAUCCAUCCCGACCGUCUCAACCAGAUCGCAGCUCAACCAUCCGGGCCCAGCCCACACUCGCGCCCACCGAUGCACACAUCCGAUCGUCCAUCAAUGUCAGCGCCUAAUACAGGCUCGCGGCCGGCGCCGUCGGGUCCCAGUGCCGACUUCUCAUCGACCCCGACGGGGCCUUCAGCAGGAAACGAUCGAAUGAGACCUGGGGGAAGACAACUUCGCGGCAUCCAGAAUACGCUCGACAAGGCGCUCGCAGACAACGCCCGGGGCCCGGGCCUGCGGACAUCGCGGUCGCGGCCCAGCCUAGCAGGCUCGGACGCCCAAAUCUUAACGGGCGCCUCGCCCGUGACCACGCCUGUCCAUGAGCGGCCGCCGGACUCGUUCCGCGAUUCAAGCCGGCGCGAGAUGAGCACCGACCGCGCCCCGCGCGGCCCGGAGCCGAUCCAAGUCGUGGGCGACAACCGCGACCCCGGCAGCAACCGCGGCGGCGGUGCCAACGGCGACGACUACGGCUCCAGCCGCACCGAGCACGACCGCAGCCGCCGCGAACAUCACCGGUCGGAGCGCGGCAGCCGCGCGUCGAGGCGAAGCAGCCGCGAGCGCACCCCCGAUCGCGACCGCGGCGAGCCAAAGGACCCCCGCGACUACCGCGACAGACGGUCCGGCGUCUCGUCGUCCAACCCGCCCGGCGGCGGCAGCUCCCGCGACGAGCGGGGCGACUCGCGCCGGUCGCUGCGCGAGUCCACGGGAGGCUCCCGCGAGCCGGCACCUGCCGGCGGAAGGGACCUGCCGCCGCCCCGGGAGUCGAGCUCGCACCGCAGCCACCGCGGCGGCGAUGGUCCGUCUGGCGGAAGGGGCGGCGAGCCGGGCGGCGGUGGUGGAAGGAGCGAAGGGGGCCAUCAUGGCAGCAGCCGCGGCGACGGCGGUGGCGGGGGACGAGGGGACGACUACGGCCGGGGCGGGUCGUCGAGGACGAACGCCCCGCCGAGGGACUCGAGGUCGAGACCCGGCGACGACCGCGGAGAUCCGCGGGGCGGCGACGACAGGGCGAGGAAGCGCAGGAGCGAAGGUGUGGACGUGGGCGGCGGAAGCCACCUGGACAAGCGGCAGCGGCGUUAGUAACGGCGGCUUCUUCGUCAGGGUUGUCGGAAUUGGGAAGCUGGUGAGGAUGGAGGGAGGAUGGGCGAACCGGAGAAAUGAAGGACCAUCUGCGAAGAGAAUGAAAAAUAUACCUCGAGGAAGCGAGUCGAG
Molecule: messenger RNA, 7729 nt
Organism: Thermothielavioides terrestris NRRL 8126
Lineage: Eukaryota; Fungi; Ascomycota; Sordariomycetes; Sordariales; Chaetomiaceae
Exons: 2
Coding region: 98-7597 (2499 amino acids)
Biological process (GO): mRNA processing; mRNA export from nucleus
Cellular component (GO): THO complex part of transcription export complex
Molecular function (GO): mRNA binding
Source: RefSeq, a predicted model, not a curated record